This is a messenger RNA of Corticium candelabrum, 4930 nucleotides long. Its product is annotated as hemicentin-1-like. The record is from RefSeq and is a predicted model, not a curated record. NCBI's taxonomy places the organism in Eukaryota, Metazoa, Porifera, Homoscleromorpha, Homosclerophorida, Plakinidae. Gene Ontology annotation, biological process: homophilic cell-cell adhesion; dendrite self-avoidance; axon guidance. Gene Ontology annotation, cellular component: plasma membrane; axon. The coding region runs from base 38 to 4696 and encodes 1552 amino acids. Gene Ontology annotation, molecular function: cell-cell adhesion mediator activity. The transcript has 22 exons.
GUUAUGCCCUGACCAUGUAAUCAGCCAUUCAACGAUUAUGAGGCCUCUAAUCGCUUCAAUUCUCUUACUAUCCGUCGCAACAUCAUCUUCGCAAGCAUGUCCAGCACGCUGUGAGUGUAAAACGGAGAUCGUCGACGAUCUGCUCGAUCCAUUCGUAGACUGCAGCUUCAGAGGCUUCACAUCCAUUCCAGAAAACAUUCCUGACAACACGACACAUCUUGAUCUGAGGGGUAACUCAUUUCACUAUAUUCCGUAUGCGGCAUUUGCAACACUAAGGCAGCUGGUUUUCUUAGAUUUGACGAGUAGUAAUAUCCGGUUUAUAUCAAGUGGAGCGUUUACUAAUCUAACGAAGCUUGAAAUAUUACGACUCUACUACAACAGAAUCAGCAGAUUAGAAUCAGCAAGUCUGUCAGGACUGCCAUCCCUCAAACGACUGGAGGCGUAUGAUGCAGAAAUCUCUGAAUUGGGCUCAAGUGUGUUUAGACAUCUUGAUUCUAUUGAGGAUAUAGAUUUGAGUCACAACCAAAUAGCGACCGUUCACAGCCAUACAUUUCUAAAUCUACCUGCUCUGAGAAAAGUGUCAUUAAGACGCAAUAGAAUAUCAUCAAUCGGAGUGGCAGCCUUUAUGGGUCUCCACAACUUCACCUACCUUCACUUGUCAAACAACCAGCUCAAGUACAUUCAAGAGGGAACGUUUAUUGAUGCACCCAACUUGAACACUGUCUACUUGUUUGACAAUCUGAUUGUGUGUGAUUGUGGUGCAACGUGGCUGUUUGAGUUUUUGAGGAAUCGGUGGUUGGACACAGUGUACUGUGCAGCGCCUUCGUAUUUGGUUGGGAAGAAGUUGGGAAAUAUGACGAAGCAUGAGUUUUGCGGCGCUCCCGAGUUCUACGUCCAGCCGAUGCCGACAAUGUACGCUCAAGCAGGUCAGAUUGUCACUCUCACAUGUGGCGCAAUCGGCACUCCUCGGCCACACAUAUUCUGGUCGUUCGAAAAGACACCGAUCAUGGGAAGCUACAGACACUCGGUCACAGACCACGGCGACCUCGUCAUCUCAGACUCAAUGUAUACAGACGCAGGUACAUACCACUGCACGGCGACCAGCGAUGCAGGCGCAAUAGCUGCAUCUGCUGAGUUGAUCAUUGGUGAUCGGCCACACUUCAAUGAGUCUUUCUCUGGGGAUAUCGGACGUGUGGGUGAGGCUGGAGUCGAUGUGGGUGGCACUGCUGUCUUGCAUUGUCCUCUGAAGGCGGAUCCGGCUCCAAACUUUGUUUGGUCAUUUGGUGGUGAUUUGGUUGAUGUGACGAGUGGAAGGUUUGUUGUGAUGGACGAUGGGAGUUUGGUUGUUGUGGAUGUGAGGGGCAGUGAUUUGGGUCGGUACACGUGUAUGGCGAUGAACUCGAUUGGGACGGCUGUUUAUGUGAUUGAUUUGAUUGAGUUUGAGCAACCAACGGUCCAAACGACACUGCAUAGCCAAACAGCCACACCCGGAGCAAACGUCAACCUUCACUGCAUCAUCGACGGUUACCCACCCUUAUCAUUCCAUUGGUAUCACAACAAUACACUCAUUGUCCACGACGGUGUAGUGAUCCUUCCAGAGUCGACCACAGAACCACCAGUUGGAAGGAAUUUGAGUAAUGAUACCCAGACUUCUAGGAUGGAGGGCAGUGGAGUGGAUAUUCCCACAUUAACGACUCUAGAGCCGUCUGUGUUGCUUGCUGGGUUGAGAAGCGAGUUCAACGGGAUGGUUUUGACGAUUUUUAAUGCGUCGGUGAGUGACAGUGGGAGGUAUGAAUGUCGGGGAAUGAAUUCGUUGGGAUCGGCACAAUCAUCUGCGUAUGUGUUGAUAGGAGACGCUGGCAAACCUUCUGUCGUUGUUUAUCCGCAGCAGCUUACCGUUACUUCCGGGUUCUCGGCAUCUCUCUAUUGCAACGCAUCAGGGUUUCCUCAACCCACAGUUCGAUGGACGUUCAACGGCGAGACAAUCAGUAGAGACAGCAGUCACACGGUGGUGUUGCCCGACAACAGUCUGGUCAUCACCAGUGUUGAGCUGUCUGACAGUGGCUCUUACAGAUGCCACGCAGAGAACGUGGGCGGACGUGUUAGUGCUGCCAUUCAGCUGGUCGUUCAAAACCCUCCCACGUUUCUGCAAUUGUCUAACGACACGUCGGCUAUGGGUUGGUCUACUGUUCUUCUCCAGUGUACCAUCGACAGGACAGUCAAGCCCCCCAUAACCUUGUGGUGGUAUUUCAACGGCCAGCGUUUAUCCAAUGAGACGCACCCGCGACAUCAUGCACUUGCUGAUGGUCGCUUGGUUAUUGACGAAGUGGAGGCGUCCGAUGCGGGCUUGUAUACUUGUCGCGCGGAGAACAGCGCUGGAGCUAUUUCCAACAGUAUUGUGCUUGACGUUUACAUGCCUGUUAAGAUCUCACAAGGUCCGUCGGCGUCAGCAGCGUUGAUUGGCUCCGCUGCCGUCUUCAGAUGUGAGGCGAACGGGUCGCCACCGCCGACGUAUGGUUGGAGAAUCAAUGGCGCUCUAGUCGAGGACAUUCCCAAGCGAUACGAGACACGCGGAAACAUGCUGAUUAUUAGCGACGUGAAGAGGUCCGACGAGGGCGUGGUGACGUGUGUGGCGUCCAAUGGUAAUCAGUCAAUGAGGGCCGACGCAAGAUUGGAUGUGCUGGUUGCGCCCUUUAGUGUUCAAGCGGUUAGCGAUGUCGCUGAGACUAAGGGAAGGACAGCGAAACUUGCCUGUGCUGUAGAUGGAAGUCCCAAACCGGAGGUUACAUGGAAGAAAGAUGGCAGAAACCUUACUUCAGAUGUCCGAUACAGAAUUUCGGCCGGCGUCUCUUCUGUUCUUGCAAUCGACCGUCUGAAACUCGCAGACAGUGGCAGGUAUACGUGCGUCGCCACUAGUCCGUUGGGUUCUGUGUCGUCGUCGGCAAAUCUUCAAGUUUAUGAAUUGCCCAUUUCUAGAGUGGACCUGUAUACGCAGCAAACAAGACGCAUCCGUGGUUCCGUCACUUUUCCUUGCGAUGCCACCGGCGUACCCCCUCCGCGGAUCAUCUGGUUAACAGAGAGCGGCGGCCCUUUACCCGACAAUAUUCGCUACUCCGUGUCGAAAGAAGGCUCGCUCAUCAUACUCGAUUUGCAGCUCCAGGACGCAGGAGAGUUCGUCUGUCGAGCGGAAAACGCAGCUGGGUACAUAAACGCAACGUAUGCUACACUGCAAGUGGAUGAUCCAACUUCUCCGCCUCGGAUUACCGUUUGCCCUCGCGCACGAACGGCCAGGCUAGGUCAAGAGGCAGUAUUUGAAUGCUUUGCUGUGGGUCACCCAAUGCCCACUAUUCGCUGGUUAUUCAAUGGUGAGAAUGUUACGAGCGGAAAAGGCGGAUUUAAUGUGUCUUCGGACGGUACGUUGAGGAUUGAUGUGAAGAGGAGACAUGGAGGGGAGAUGACGUGUGUGGCUGAGAACAAGUUGGGAGUCGACAUGUUUAGCACGAGUCUGACUGUUUUUGUUGCUCCCACGUUCACAGCAAAGCCUCUCGACAGUCGCCAGGCCAAUGGACGCGACGUUCUUUUGCAUUGCGGUGCUGAAGGCUGGUCAACACCGCGGAUUUCAUGGGCUAAACUUCCAAACAAUAAUCUCCCGUUUGAUCAAAUGCGUCAUUUUAUAUUGCAAAACGGCAGCUUGAUGAUCACAAAUGUGAGAAAAUCCGAUGAAGGAUCAUACGUCUGUUCGGCUGUCAAUGCUCUUGGUACCGUCAAGAGUACUGCCAGACUGUUGGUUGAAGGUGAGACGGUUUCAACUGACGAGGUGUUGAUGGAAUGGACGAGGCUCCCCGAAAAUGUAACAAUCAGGGAAGGACGCACGGCCGUUUUUCACUGCCAAGUGAGAAGCAACCCUCCAGCCACGUACUCGUGGUCUUACAACGGCAGUCGCAUAGACGGAGAGAUGGAAAGACAAUUUGUGACAUUGAACGGAUCACUGGUGAUUGGAGAUGUUGAUUACUUGGUAGAGGGAGCUUACACUUGUGUAGCGUCGGAUGGGAAUACUUCUCUGCAACAGACGGUUUAUUUGAAGACUUUGGUUGCUCCUGACAUCUUCUCCUCACCCAAGUCACUAGCUCUACCGUGGACGUACUUUAACGGUACCGUCGAUUCCGCCUCGUUCUCCUGCCAAGCAUCAGGAUUUCCUCUGCCAACGAUCUACUGGACGAAAGACAAUCGUCGUUUGGUCGGCGAACGCUUCCAAGUAUCACGACGAGGCCGUCUCACUAUCCAACCGUUGAGAUUCGAGGACGGCGGAGAGUAUACGUGUAUAGCUACGAGCUCUGCUGGAUCCGCAAGGAAAUCGGCUACUCUACUCAUACAAGACAAUCGUCCUCGUGACUUCUGCAAUCCGACGUCCAUUCUCCACCACGUCCGCUACAGGGACUGCCGCACGGAAACGGAAGUGAAAAACAGCCGAUGCGAAGGUCACUGCUUCUCGCAAGAAUACCCGGAUGUGAUCAGGCCCAGUACGGAACGGAAGUACUGCUGUCGAGUGGAAAAAACGCGCAUGCGCAAUGUCAACCUUUUAUGUCCGGACGGCUCCAGGUUGGAAGUCUUUUCACCGGAAGUGACGAGAUGUCGGUGUGCCAUCUGCAUGGGAGCGCAAAACGUCGUUCUCCCGGAAAACGAAUACAGGAAGUAGCGAGUGACACGUCGACUGCCUUCUUUGUUUCUCUUUGUAUUUUCUUGAUUGUUAUUAUUGACAAACCGAAAGCGCAAUUUUGUGCUCCUUGUUCGGGAGGAUGUGCCCUCGGUAAGGAGGUCACAAGCAAUCCGGACUGCGAGGCAGGCGCGCAUUGAUCACGUGACCUCUUUGUUUUCAUACUUGGCAAUGUAGACCACCUACUGAGUAACUAUGAGGCUUCUGAUUGCGUCA